Molecule: messenger RNA, 1100 nt
Organism: Momordica charantia (bitter melon)
Lineage: Eukaryota; Viridiplantae; Streptophyta; Magnoliopsida; Cucurbitales; Cucurbitaceae
Source: RefSeq, a predicted model, not a curated record
AGGCAUUUGAAAAGUUUGAAGGAAGGUCUGGUAAAUUUGUUAAGCUCAUCAUUUCCAUGGAGCAACCUCCGUUAAUUUCUCAGCGACGAGAUGAGCCGGAAUUCAGCCUCCGAGAAUGGGCGGCCAAGGCCAAAGUCGGCCGCGACACCACAAUUUCCCGGCGAUUCUCCGGCUCCUACAUCAGAAGCUUUCGAGAAGACGCGAGGUCGUUCCGAUCAAACAUCACCACCAUCACCAGCACCGCCUCCUCCCCCGGCUACCCUUUUGGAGAUGAAAUUGACCCAGCUACGUAUUCGUUCACCAACGCCAUCAAGGCACUGCAAGCCAGGUCGCUUAACAGUUGGGAAUGCUUUUCUCUUGAUGGGUUCACUUUGAAUUCCAAGUGGAACGAGGCCGAGAAAUAUAUAUGCAACCCACUUUCAGGGGAAGUUCCUAUGGAGUGUUUGUCUGCAAAAUCGCUUAGUGGAAGGUCGUUUAGGAACUUGACGAACAGAAUUGCAAUUUCUGCUCCUUUAGUUUAUUCAAAUCAUUCACAACAAAUCCAAACGAAGCCCUGUUCUAUUACACAAGUAGUUCAGAAACUCCCUGUUCCAGAGAAGAAAGUGGAUGCCAUGACCAGAGACGUGGGAACUCAAAGCACACCAUCGAAACUUGGUUCAGAUAGUCCUAGUCCUGCUUCCACACCUCCCAUUGUGGAGAGAGCGUUAAAGCGAUGCGAAUUGGAACAAGACUCGCCUAAUUCAAAUUCAGAAAUUACUCCAGAGGCAGAGGUGAUAAAAAGAGAAAUGAAAGAGGAGGAGGGACACACAGAAACAAUAAUAGCAGAAGAGAAGUGCAAGCAAGGGGGAUGCUUGUCAUGGAUGAAGAAGAAGCAGAAAGAGGAACAGAGAUCAAGAAGAUCAAAGAGGUUUCUUUCUCAUCUAAAACUAAAAGGGUGCUGAAAAAGGGGAGGGAUUGUAGAAAAUGGUGAAGAACAAGGAGGAGAUGGGAGAGAUCUGUAAUAAGGGCAAGGGAUAUAUCAUAAGGAUUAAGGGAUGGUUUGGUGUGAGAACUGAGAGUGGUCCUCCUAUUGGCUUUUGCCUCUAAGCCACUUCAUAAUU